Messenger RNA from Liolophura sinensis, 2760 nucleotides. Its product is annotated as tissue inhibitor of metalloproteinase-like. Lineage: Eukaryota; Metazoa; Mollusca; Polyplacophora; Chitonida; Chitonidae. The transcript has 6 exons. Gene Ontology annotation, cellular component: extracellular matrix. The coding region runs from base 404 to 1069 and encodes 221 amino acids. Gene Ontology annotation, molecular function: metalloendopeptidase inhibitor activity; protease binding. Gene Ontology annotation, biological process: negative regulation of membrane protein ectodomain proteolysis; negative regulation of endopeptidase activity. The record is from RefSeq and is a predicted model, not a curated record.
UAAAACCAUGCCAGAUGCUGUUACACUUUGUGGUAGGGCUGAUACUUCAGACAGGAUAUACAUCUCUCACUACUGUUCAUGAACACCUCUGCUGGACAAGCAGACAAGGGAAUUUCAUUUCAGAGACUUGAUCUACCAUUGGACCACAGCGGAUAUUUCCAGAUUACCUCACGUGACCACUGACAUCACAUGAUCACAGACUACAAGAAAUAUCACACCAUACUCUGACUGGCUCCAAAAACAAGUCUAAUAACACCCUCCCAACGCCCUCACCCUCAUCCAAACGUGACCAUAUAUCACAUCAGCUCACAGUGAUAUUCAUUUGUAGCAAAGCCUCCCAUAGAGAAAACAAAAUACUACACCAGGGAGACAAUUUUUGUGACAGUUCUUGCUGAUCCACAAGAUGGUGGGCCAACAACUGUUCAGAUACUUCAUUUGUCUCACAUUGUUUUUCAUUGGACUACUUCGACAGAGCUCUGGCUGUUCAUGUGUAAUAGCUCACCCUCAAGACAUGUUUUGCAAGUCUGAUUUUGCCAUAAGGUUUGUGGUGAACAGCUCAGAAACAAUGGACCAAGACCAUUUCAUGUACCACAUCUCACAGACAGUUGUCUACAAGAACACACUGGAAUUUGAGAAAGUACAAUCUAAACAUGUAUUGCAUACAGCUGGAUAUGACUCGAUGUGUGGAGUAAAACUGAAGAGCGGAGAGAAGUACUUUGCUACAGGUUUUGUGUCAGGCAGAAAACUAGCAAUAUCUUCAUGUGGUUGGGUACAAAAGUGGAAAGGGAUUCCCAUACGACAAAGGCGCUUGAUAAGAGGUGGAUAUAAAAAGUACUGUGGCAAGUGUAAGGUUAAACAAUGCUACGGUUGCAGCAAAACAGCUAAGCGUGUGAAAGAUGCUUGUAUAUGGGACAGCAUGUCCCCAGCUUCCCUCUGUUACUACCAAUACGCUCUCUGCAAAUGCAAGGCAGUUCCUUCAGGACAGCAGCGAUGUCGUUGGAGUUAUGGGCACAAAAAACGUGGAAAUAAUGACUUUAUUACAUGUUACAAGGACAUACAAAGAAACUAGUCUUGACCUUCCAAGGGAUGUGAUUUUGAUGAUAAUUUUAUCAUCUUCCUAACAUGGAUUUGUGAACAGCUGCUGUUUUGUUGUUUUUUGUAAAUUGUAUUCCUUACAAAAUCCUUUGUAUAUAGUCUGUACAACACAUACGCUGUAUUUCUUGGACCUUUUCACAUGUUUGCACAUUCUGAACGCAUUAUUCUGUGCAGAUAAAGUGAUGCUUUUGGUGAAGCCCUGAAAUUGGCCAAUCUAACCAAUGCAGUUUUGUCUCUAAAAUCAAAUUCAAAAUGUGCAUAAAUUGCACUGGGAGUUCCUCUCUCACAUGCGAAAAGGUUGAGGAAUUAGGCUAUAGAUAUACAUGUACCACCAUAAUUCUUUGUGUUGAAAACUGGUACUGGUGUGACCAGUAUGCCUUUCCAGAAGACCAGGCUUAUAGCUACUCUUACAACAUUACCUGGAUGCCUGACAACAUUCCUUUUCACAUCAUGCCAGUAGCAAGAUCUCUUUGCUUAGCAACAGCAAAGGGUUACAAGAAGGCAUCGUAGCCUUUGGAACACAUCCCCUUUUAAUAAUGAAAGACAAAAUGUGGAUAGAGACAAUUAUACUGUUAAGAGACAUUUGUCUGUUGUCUUAACAUACAUGUACACAAAUACAAGUAAUAUAUAUCUGGAAGCUCAACAGGUCACAGAAGAAAUAUUUAUCCAUACAAAAUGCAUAAAUGCAGAACACCCUACAAGCACACACAAUUCUUAAUUUUGAAAAACAGAAAUAUAUGCAGAACUAGGAAUACUGAAAAGUUUUACUUUGUAAAAUGUACAUGUACAUGUUUAAAAACUCUCAUGUAAAGUGAAGGUUCUUGACACUAUUAAAGUUUUCUUCUCCUUUAAAGCUAUAUGGAAUAAUGCAACUCUGUGAGGUUGGUUGUUAGGAUAGUUUAAUAUGGGCACCGUGGUUUCCUUUAUACCCAUAAACCUGGUGGCAGAAUUACCCAAUAUGCUUUUGCAUUAGAAUUUAUAUUUAAACCAGUGCACUUUAACUAGUCCAAAUGAGCUACAUGUACAAAUUUAAGCACUCCAUAAGCCAGCCCAGUGACUUUAGAAAAUGCAAUCUAAAUGACAUCCCAUCACAAUCUCCACAAAAUUAUGACUUUACCUAUUACUUAGUUUAAUGAUGUUUUUAAAUCCAAACAUUUUUAGACAUAUUAAAAAUUUAGAACUUUGGACAAUAGGAAAUAAUGAAGGUCUGUGGUUAGUCAGGAACAAAGGUGAUUAGGCAUCAUCAGUUCCUCUAGUGGCCAGUUCAAUACAAUUUUAACACACCCAGAUACAUGUACCAUGAUAACUUCAUGUGUGUAUAGGGUGACCUUGAAACACAUUUGGCAUCUACAAAAGUGAGAAAUAUCCAACACAUGCUCAUUUUUAUAUGGAAAAUAUGUUUCAAGAGUCAAAUGGAAUAAACAUUUGAAGACAAGUGGUUCAUCAUGAAAGCUGUUUGUGUUCUGAAUCAUUGUUAUUAUAUUCAUUUAAUUUCAUUUACAGUUUAAUAGUAAUAGCCAUACAAAUCUCAUGUGCAACUAUGCACACUUACUGAAUACAGAAUGGUUGCUGAUUCUUGGGUGAAGAUAGGCAAGCCUAGAUAAAGCUGAAUCCUAGGUCUGUAGAUUUAUGCAAACAUGAGAGGCAAUAUGCUGUUUUUUGUUA